Molecule: messenger RNA, 1746 nt
Organism: Phycomyces blakesleeanus NRRL 1555(-)
Lineage: Eukaryota; Fungi; Mucoromycota; Mucoromycetes; Mucorales; Phycomycetaceae
Exons: 7
Coding region: 1-1746 (581 amino acids)
Biological process (GO): replication fork processing; mitotic intra-S DNA damage checkpoint signaling; double-strand break repair
Cellular component (GO): Holliday junction resolvase complex; nucleus
Molecular function (GO): nuclease activity; DNA binding
Source: RefSeq, a predicted model, not a curated record
AUGAGCUCUGUCCAUCUUGAUCGCAUGGUAGAUCAAGUCUCUGAGCUUUGUAGUUCAGAGACAAGAGCUGACAUUCGAGCAGACCUGGAAAAGACAUUAAGUGUAGAAUUGACAUUAAACAGGAUCUGGGAUGGUCUUUUCAUUAGACAAUCAAAUUCAAAUACAUUAAUCAUUCUUGAUUCAGACGAUGAAGAAGUAGCUACAACAAGUGUAGAAUCUAAUCAUCGGCAAUCUAUCGCAAUCCCUACAAUUAGCACUGCAAAAGCCAGUGGUGAUAAGAGCAGUCUAGACAUCACAACUACUCCAUCAAGCCCAUUAAAUGAAUUUGCUUGGGAUUCAGACAAUGAUUCCUUGCCUUCUCCAAGUGCUCUUGUCUCACAUAUACUUUCGAACAAAAAAAAGAUGAGAUCUGCUAAGGUGAUCGAAAUCGAUGAUCUGGAUGAUAUUGAAGUGAGAUCAUCUUUGCCUCAACCCAAAAAGAAACAAAAACAGAAAGAAGCUGCGGAAUAUAUGCCUAGCUAUAUUUGGGAAUGGGAUGAUCUCGAUAUGGAUGAAAAUGUUGGUUCAUCCUCAAACUCAACACCAAAGAAUUCUUCUCAAAAAAAAAGGGAAAGAGAAGAAGCAAAAGAAGAAAGGGCACGAAAAAAAAAAGAAGAACAAGAAGAAAAGAAGAGGAAACAGGAAGCUCUCAAGGCUGAGAAAGAGGCACAAAAGGCACAAAAGAAACUCCAUGAACAGGCCAACAAACUAAGGACAAAUCGCAGCCAAGCCUUACCAGAAAUGAUCGUAUACUUAGAUAGCGACUUUGAAAAAUCAAACGUAGGAAAGCUGCUGCAGACACAACUCACAGAAAAAGAUGUGGAAGUACAUAUAUUAUCACGUCCUGCACCUUAUACUAUUUCAUGGAAACGAAAACAACAAGCCGAGUGGGAUGAAGACACACAACAAUUUAUUCCUUUUAGCUCGAUACGCAUAAAAGACGAGGCAUUUGUAUUGGUGUUUGUGACAAUUGAGCGCCUAUGCGAUCUAAUGGAAACAAGAUCACUGGAAAGUUUUGUGGAAAUUAUUCAAGAGGAUGCUGGAAGUAAACAGAUCUUGAUGAUGUUGGAAGGGCUGGAACCCUAUUUUAAAAAGAGGAUAUUGAUUGCCAGUCGUCAGUUCCAAGCUACAGUUCUGGAAAAUAUGCAAUCUUCCCAAGUAGGGGGAGCGCGAGAAGAACAAAGAGCUACACAAAAAUCCCGUAAACAGCCAAAGAAAAGGACAUUGCAAACCUUGGCAGAAUCGGGGCCAACCAAAGAAGAAAUAGAAGAAGCCUUGACGCUGCUUCAGAUGAUGAAAAAUGUUAUGAUUGUACCUACAGUAGACGAAGUCGACUCUGUUGAAUGGCUAAUGACUUUGACAGGAAAUAUAGCUCAUGGGAUAUACAAAGCUCGAGGUGCAGCUGGAAACCACGCCCCAGCACGAGCUGGAGCAGACUCAGAAGACAAUUGGUCAAGGAUGCUACAAGAAAUACAGCUGUGCACACCUGCUGUAGCCAAAAGUAUUAUAAAAGCCUAUCCUACAGUAGAGUCGCUUUAUAGAGGUUACCAACUUGCAUCAAGCCAAAAAGAAGCGGAAGAGUUAUUAGCUGAUAUUGAGGUUGAGCGGGCUGCAUUGUCUGGUCGCGACCGGUUUGUGAACAAGGCAAUGUCCAAGAAGAUUUAUACAAUUUUUAUGAAUGAUGAUCCCAACCACAAGAUAGCAUAA